GAAGGUUAUAAGGGCCAACUCCAAAUGCAUAGUCAGUCCACAAUAACCAAAUGAUCCAAGCCCAUUUGUGGACUUCUCUCCCCAACACAACAAAGCACCUUUACACAACAUCUGCACUCCAACUGUUUGAUUUCCCCCCCCAAAGAGACCUCCAAAAUGCGUAGAAGUUCCAUUUUUAAUGGCCUACACAAAUCUUUAAAAUCCUGUCUUUGUCACAAAAAAAACUCUUAUGCACUGUCACCUCCAACCCCAUUUCAAAAACCAGGCUCAAUAUGGAUUCCAUCGAGGCAAAAAUCAAGUGGAGGAAGAAGACCUAAGAGGAAAAUAUACCACAGAGUCCAAGACCUUGACAGAGCCAUGGACUUACAAAAGAAGCCAUCUUUAAUACUACAGCUCAAGUCAAUUCUCCAAUCACAAAAAAAUCAGUCUCUCCUUCUCAGAGACCUCGAAAAGGAAGUUGGGUUUGUUCAAAAAUGGAACUUUAUGUCUGUCAUUGAAAAGUAUCCUGCAAUUUUUCGUGUUGGUGGUGGUAGUAAUACUAGGACACCUCCUUUUGUUGCUUUCACUGCGAAGGCUGAAAAGAUUGCAAGAGAAGAGGCUGAAGCAAGAGAGCUAAUGGAGCCCAUUUUGGUUAAGAACUUGAGGAAGUUGUUGAUGUUGUCAGUUGAUUGUAGGGUGCCAUUAGAAAAGAUUGAAUUCAUUCAAAAUGAAUUGGGUUUGCCUCAAGAUUUCAAGAGCUCGUUGAUUCCAAAGUACCCAGAUUUUUUUUCAGUGAAAGAUGUUAAUGGGAAAGCUUAUCUUCUUUUGGAGAAUUGGGAUUCUGCUUUGGCAGUUACUUCUCGCGAGGAAAGAUUGAGAGUUGAAGGUGUUCCUUCUAUCAAUCCGUUGAAAAGGAAUGCUAGAAUAUCAAAAGAUGGUAACUUUUUUGGUCCAUUUGCUUUUAAAAUGUGUUUUGCUGCUGGUUUUAGGCCAAACAUGAGUUAUCUUGAGGAACUUGAGAAGUGGCAAAGAAUGGAAUUCCCUUCUCCAUAUUUGAAUGCAAGGAGAUUUGAAAUUGCUGAUCCUAAGGCGCGAAAGCGUGUGGCCGCAGUGCUUCAUGAGCUCCUUAGUUUGACUAUGGAGAAGAGGAUGACAUCUGCUCAACUGGAUGCUUUUCAUUCUGAGUAUAUGUUGCCAUCUAGAUUACUGCUUUGUCUGAUAAAGCAUCAUGGUAUAUUUUACAUCACUAAUAAAGGUGCUAGGAGUACUGUGUUCCUUAAGGAUUGUUAUAAUGGUUCUAAUUUGAUCGAAAAAUGCCCUUUACUUUCGUUUCAUGAUAAGUUCGUAGCUCUGAGUGGCCGUGCACCGAUUGAUUCAUGUACUGUGAUGCCAUCUUCACAAUUAUUUACCUGAAACUGUGAUUUGUUUAUUUCUAGAAUAAAAUUCAAAUGCCGGUUCUUGUGCGAUAGAA
Molecule: messenger RNA, 1450 nt
Organism: Populus trichocarpa (black cottonwood)
Lineage: Eukaryota; Viridiplantae; Streptophyta; Magnoliopsida; Malpighiales; Salicaceae
Product: protein WHAT'S THIS FACTOR 1 homolog, chloroplastic
Exons: 1
Coding region: 157-1392 (411 amino acids)
Molecular function (GO): RNA binding
Source: RefSeq, a predicted model, not a curated record